UUUUUAUCUAAUGAACAGGAAUGCAUAAUAUUAAAGAUCUUCAAAAAAUAAUGAAGCAAUAGUUUUAAAUGAUGAUGAUGAGGAUGAUGAACCUAAAAUGUAGAUAUGUAUUAAUAUAAUUUAAGUUCCAAGAAAAUAAAAAAUGAUGAAGAUGAUUGUGUAAUAAAAGUAGAUGUAAUUCCAUGGAUGAGUAAGAAAACCAUGAUGAUAAAAAAUCCAGUAUUGAGAUUACAUAAUGAAAUGAUUGAGUUUUUUAAUUAUAUCUCUCCUUCUGAUUAAGAACAUAAACGAAGAAUUACAGCUUAUAUGAGAGUAGAGAAAUAUUUACAAGAUUUGGCUCCAGAAGCUUAGAUUGAAUCAUUUGGUAGUUUCAAAACUAAAAUGUAUUUGCCAAAUGCAGAUAUUGAUAUGGUAAUGAUAGAAACAUCUUGCUCAUAAAAAUAAUUAUAUAAAAAGGUUGCUGCUAAAAUGAUGAAAUAAACUAAUAAAUUUGAAAAUGUUAAUCUAAUUGCAAAUGCUAAAGUUCCUAUUAUUAAGUUUGUAGAAGUUGAAUCUUAAUAUCAUUUUGAUUUAUCAUUCAAUUAAUUAGAUGGAUUAAAAUAAAUUGAAGAAUUAGAAAAGGCUUUUGAGAUUUAUCCAGAAUUAAAAUUUUUAUUGAUGACCUUAAAAUGUAUUUUAAAAUAAAGAGAUUUAAAUGAAACCUAUAGUGGAGGUGUUGGGUCAUUCCUAUUAUUUUAAAUGAUACUAGCUUUUCUUAGAGAAUAUCGUAAAGAUUUCUUCUAACAUAAUAAAUAAGAUUAAAUUAAGAAUAUCACUUUAGGAGAAUACAUCAUUAAAUUCCUUGAAUUUUAUGGUAUUAAAUUUGAUGUCUCAAGAAAGAAAAUUGUUAUGGGUUAAGGUGGAAGCAUUUAAAAUAAAUCUACAUAAGAUGAUAGAUUCUCAUUGAUUAGUCCUCAAGAUUCUGAUCAUGAUGUUGGUCAUAGUAGUUAUAAAAUUAAAGAAAUAUUUAAGAUAUUCUAAAAUAGACAUAAUUUCCUAACCAAUUACAAUUUUAAACCUGGAGAAUCUGUACUUAGAUACUUAGUCAAUCCAAUAGAUCAGAAGUUUUCAUUUCUUAAGCCAGUUUGA
This is a messenger RNA of Paramecium sonneborni, 1128 nucleotides long. NCBI's taxonomy places the organism in Eukaryota, Ciliophora, Oligohymenophorea, Peniculida, Parameciidae. The record is from the annotation of a GenBank genome assembly.